AUGUUAAGGGCGAUAAACGAUGUGCUGCGCAUCUCCCAACGAAGGAUAGCCACGGGAGUGCCUAUCAAUAAAAUCAAGCUGACGUCGUCGCGGUCUUCCGGGCCCGGCGGGCAGAGUGUAAACAAGUCGGAGACCAAGGUACAGGCGAGAUUCAACGUCGAACACGAUUGGUGGUUGCCCCCGGAAGUCAGAGACAAGUUCAGAACACCCAAAAUCAGACAACUGCACAAAAACAAAAUCACACGAACUGGCGACUUCGUCGUAGAGUCGGACGAACAUUCAAGCCAGGAACAGAAUAGAAAGGCCUGCAUAGAGAAAAUAAAGGCGGCAAUACGCCAGGCGGAGCAAUAUGAACCCGAAGAAAAACUAUCAUUUCUAGAGCAGAUAGAGCGCGACAAGACCCCGAAAGAGAUACGGGAGUACAAGCAAAAACGAAGAGAGAGCAAACGCAAACUCAAGCAAAUCGGGCAUAAAACCAUGCACGAUUUUUGA
Messenger RNA from Babesia bigemina, 492 nucleotides. Its product is annotated as Peptidyl-tRNA hydrolase ICT1, mitochondrial. The coding region runs from base 1 to 492 and encodes 163 amino acids. Lineage: Eukaryota; Apicomplexa; Aconoidasida; Piroplasmida; Babesiidae. Gene Ontology annotation, biological process: mitochondrial translational termination. Gene Ontology annotation, cellular component: mitochondrial large ribosomal subunit. Gene Ontology annotation, molecular function: translation release factor activity. The record is from RefSeq and is a predicted model, not a curated record. The transcript has 6 exons.